AUGAAACUAACUUUCGUAUCACCAUUUCCGUUUAAAGCAAGGGUUGCACCACCUCAAGAACCACCGUGCCGGUGGCGUUGUGCCAUUUACAAUAAAACUAGUAAGCCAUUUACCAAAGGGGCUCGAGCUCCAACUCGACUAAGUAAGCGGUGGAUCGAAUAUCAUGGCUCCAGGAACUGGGAAGGCUUGUUGGACCCUCUAGACGAUGUCUUACGUGGCGAGAUCAUACGCUACGGCAGCUUCGUUGAGGCUGCGUACCAAUCAUUCGACUUUGACCCUUCUUCGCCUACUUAUGCCGCAUGUAGUUACGCGAAAAGUAUGAUGUUGGAACGUUGUUCUACCGUACACGGAUGUGGGUACCGGGUGACGAAAAACCUACAUGCCACGUCAUCUAUUCCCUUGCCACGGUGGAUAGAGAGGAUGCCGCGUUGGAUGCAAGUGCAAUCCAGCUGGAUAGGUUACGUGGCGGUUUGCAAUGACAAAGAGGAGAUUUCUAGGCUUGGAAGACGAGAUAUUGUCAUCGCUCUCCGUGGCACUGCCACUUGUCUAGAGUGGCUCGAGAAUCUACGAGCCACUCUCACUCAUUGUAGUGGAGACAAUAUUCCAACUGAGCAAAACGAUGAACCUAUGGUGGAAGCUGGCGUUCUGAGCCUGUAUACCUCGGGCACAAAUACGUGCCCGAGUUUACAACAAUUAUUACGACACGAAGUUUUAAAAAUAUUAAAAUUGUAUAAGGACGAACCACUUAGUCUAACCAUCACCGGUCAUUCUCUAGGAGCUUCUUUAGCCGUUAUAGCCGCCUACGACAUUAAAACCACCAUCAAUCACUCACCCCAUCUUUCUGUCAUCUCGUUUGGCGGACCAAGGGUCGGCAACCAAAGCUUUCGCCACCACCUAGAACAACAAGGAGUAAAAGUUCUACGUAUAGUCAACUCUGAUGACCUAAUCACAAAAGUUCCAGGUUUUUUUGUCGAAGACCAUGACGGUGUGAUACACGAGCAAAAUGCUCGUGUAGCACGUUUAACAAAAUGGAUACAAAAGCGCGUUAAAGAUAGCCGACAAGUUUACGCUAACAUAGGGCAUGAGCUACGCCUAAGUAGUCGAGACUCCUUACAAUUAAACAGUAUAAAUGUUGCAACAUGUCAUGAUCUCAAGACUUAUCUUGACCUAGUAAAUGGUUUUGUGAGCUCGACUUGUCCGUUUAAGGCUGGCGCGAGAAGGAUGCUCAAGAAAGCUACCAACAUUCCUACUACCAAAUAA
Messenger RNA from Helianthus annuus (common sunflower), 1260 nucleotides. RefSeq names its product phospholipase A(1) DAD1, chloroplastic. The transcript has a single exon. The record is from RefSeq and is a predicted model, not a curated record. Gene Ontology annotation, biological process: lipid metabolic process. NCBI's taxonomy places the organism in Eukaryota, Viridiplantae, Streptophyta, Magnoliopsida, Asterales, Asteraceae. Gene Ontology annotation, molecular function: glycerophospholipase activity. The coding region runs from base 1 to 1260 and encodes 419 amino acids.